Callorhinchus milii (elephant shark) is the source of this 2715-nucleotide messenger RNA. RefSeq names its product golgin A5 (gene golga5). Gene Ontology annotation, cellular component: Golgi cisterna; Golgi membrane. Gene Ontology annotation, biological process: Golgi organization; retrograde transport, vesicle recycling within Golgi. The coding region runs from base 182 to 2404 and encodes 740 amino acids. The transcript has 13 exons. The record is from RefSeq and is a predicted model, not a curated record. Lineage: Eukaryota; Metazoa; Chordata; Chondrichthyes; Chimaeriformes; Callorhinchidae.
CCACGUCUCCAGCAAAGAUGGAGGAGCAGCUGAGGCGGUGACACCGCGGGUCCGUCUCUCUCCGCCUCCCCCUCUCUCUCUCUCUCUCUCUCUGUCUCUGUCUCCGCGUCCCUCUGGUAAAUAAUCCUCUGGGAAAGGUUAUGUUGUGAUACUGCCUUUUGGCCCUAAUACAAGGUUGAGAAUGUCCUGGUUUACUGAUCUUGCCGGGAAGGCAGAAGACUUCUUGAACAAAGUAGACCAGGGAGCAGCACUGUUGGUGAAGCCGACUGAUGAAGUAACUGCUACCAAGACUUUUAAUCUUGAAGCCAGUUCUUCCACGCAAUAUUCUGCACUGAAUGAGCAGACUGUUGAGUCCGAUCACCAAGCUCAUGCCACUGUCAAUUAUGUCUCAUCUGCUGCCAGUAAUAUCAAGAGACAGAAGACCACUCUGCUUGCUGGAACCGCUAAUGCACCCAAUACAGCACGGACCUUUGAAACCACGGCUGUUACUUCUGCGAACUCUUCUCUAAGCAGACCCUCAGCACAGUUUGUAAGACCAAAAAAGAUUGAGCCAAAUGACGACCAACUCUUUGACUUUCUAAAUAGUUCAGAGAAGUCAUUAAAUGGAAGGGUGGAGAGCAAACGAGAGAUCGCAAAACCCUCCACCCCACAAAGUCAUUCUCGGACUUCCAGUCUCAGUUCAAUAUCUACCAGCACCAUGAGUAUCAAGACAACGGAGGAAAGCUCUGCCAGGGAUGAUCCUAAUACUGGCCAAGAUGUUUCAGAUAGCUCUUACGUCAGUUUUGGAACACAAAUGGAAGCUUCAAAAGAGGAACCACCAAAUAAUGCACCCAGCUCAGGUCUGUCCUCCAAAGAUGAGAAUCACUCCCCAGAACUGUCAAACCUUCGCCUUGAGAACCAGCUACUGCGGAACGAGGUCUCAUCCUUAAAUCAAGAAAUGGCAUCAUUGAUUCAGAGGUCGAAACAGACACAGGAAGAUUUAAACAAAUCGAGGAAGCAAAUUGAGAGGUGGAACUCUGAGAACUCAAAGGCUGACAGGCUGAGCAGAGAGCUGCGUGCCCAGGUAGAUGACCUGACUGAGGCACUGACUGCCAAGGAUUCUCAGCUGGCUGUGCUCAAAGUGAGACUGGAAGAGGCUGAUCAACUACUAAAAUCUCGCACUGAAGCAUUGGAUACAUUGCAAAGUGAAAAAAACAGAAUACUACAGGAUCACACCGAUGGGAGUAACAUAAACAAUCAAGCUUUCCAGACAGUCCAAGAACGCCUGCUGGAAACUGAAUCAGUGCUCAAGCGAGAACAGGAGAGUUACAAACAAAUGCAGAAUGAAUUUGCAGGUAGACUCAGUAAAGUAGAGGCAGAGCGGCAGAGCCUCGCUGAAGCAUUGACUGUGGCUGAGAGAAAGGCUAUUGAGGAAAAAAGAAGAGCAGAUGAUCAGCAACACCAGCUCAAAGGUGUUAAAAAUAGCUUGGACUCCGUUAAACAGGAGCUGGUAGAUUACAAGCAAAAAGCUUCCAGGAUCCUACAGUCGAAGGAGAAGCUGAUUAACAGCCUGAAGGAGGGUUCAGGGAUUGAGGGGCUGGAGAACCAUGCCAUCAGCACCAUGGAGAUGGAGGAGCUGAGGCAUGAACGAGACCUACAGAGAGAAGAGAUCCAGAAACUGCUCGGUCACAUCCAGCAGCUGAGGACAGAGCUGCAGGAUACAGAGGCCCAACAAGUGGGAGAGGCUGAGGCAUCCAGGGAACAAGUUCAAGAACUACAGGACCAGGUCAACGUACUAAAUGGGGCCAAGAGGGAAGUGGAAACUGAGCUGGACCGACAGAAACAGGAGUUUCAAUACACAGAAGAAGAACUUCACCGCACUAAGAACAUGCUGCAGAGCAGAAUAAAGGACAGAGAGGAUGAAAUUCAGAAGCUUAGGAACCAGCUAACAAAUAAGGCAUUGAGUAAUAGCCAUGUGGAACUGGAGAACCGACUGCAUCAACUGACCGAGACGUUGAUUCAGAAGCAGACAAUGCUGGAGGCUCUGAGCACUGAGAAGAACUCGCUCGUCUUCCAGCUUGAGCGUUUCGAGCAGCAGCUUAAGAGUGUUCAGGGCAACACUAUCAAUGGCACUGCCAUCAACGUAUCUGCAUUGGAGAGCAGUGAAGGUGCUCGGAUGAGGAAUGUUCCAGAUCUUUUCAAUGAAGCGGAUGGAGUUACAGCUGGAAUGUACGGAAAAGUUCGCAAAGCAGCAAAUACAAUAGAUCGAUUCAGCAUCCGUUUAGGAAUCUUUCUGAGGCGUUAUCCCAUAGCAAGGAUAUUUGUAAUUAUUUACAUGGUGCUUCUACACCUUUGGGUCAUGAUAGUGCUUCUGACGUACACACCAGAGGUACAUCACGGUUCCUUCCAACCAGGUGGCAAGUGAAAACAAAGACUGGAUGCACCAGCGAAGGAACUGGAUUUUUUAAAAAUAUAUUUAUGUAGCACAUUCUACAGACCAAUAAGUCCAUACAUACUAUAAAACUGGCUUGCUGCUGGCUUUGAUCAGGAGAAUAAUAUUUCCAAAUUAACACUCUGUGAGGGUUUAAUUAUUUUAUUUUUGGCAUUUUAUUCUUUGCACUUUUUUUUCUUCUCUUAAUUGGCCCCUGUACAUACAAAUUCAGCUGUGUAGGAACAUUGCAGGACAGAUAUGACUUGUGCAAUAUCAUUAAAUAAACUUAAGGCAAAUAACGUUGA